GUAAGACCGACUUUGCUGACACACGCGUCGGUGAUGAAGUUACCGGUGGCUCGAAUGCCGAGGAGGGCCCGAAACUUAGUUGUAGAUGCACCAAGGGUGGCAGCGAUGAAUUUGAGGUGGAAACGAGAUGAGUUGGYGGUGGAGAUGAUGGUGUUGAGGCGGCGUUGUUCGUUGCGUAAGCGGACAAGCCGAUCGUGUCGGGCUUGUUCCUCAGCAACAGCGGAGAAGGUGAUAAUGGAUGGAUUUGUAAGAAGGGUAGAGGAGCAUGAGGCAGUGGGAGGUGUUUGCAACGCCUGGGAGUCGUCCGGUGGAGGGGGCGUCGCCGGAGAGGGGGAAGGCAAACGAAUUGUCGAUGCCAGAUGGGCGAUCGAUGGGACGGAGGACGUCACCGAUGGGUGGGCCGACAUACGAGAUGUCAAUGUCGGGUCAGUGUCCUGGGGACUGUGCGGUGUGCUGGAUGCGCCGGAUGAGGGAGGAGGCGGAGGGAACAAAAGGAUGGUGGAGGUUGAAGGGUUGGUGGAUGUGGUGGUAGAGGUGGUAGGAGUGGAGGAGGUCAGCGGGGGGGUGUUGCUGGAGGCGGCUGUGGAGGAGGGAGUGGUUUGCGUUGUGGUGACGAUCGUGAUGGAGGGGAUGGUCCCUUCGAUUGUGGCGACGCGGUCGCAUAUGGACGACAUGUUGGCCUUUAUGUCGUCGAGAGAGGCGGUGACGGAGGUUCGGAGGGUGUUGAGUGCAUGGAGGAUGGCGGAGAGGUCGGGGGUGGUGGUGUUUGCUGGUGGUUGUUUGCCUGCGAGGUUGCGGGCGAUGCUAUCGACUGAGUCGGUGCGGAUGUCAGACAUGUUGAUGGAGGAUGCGGCCAUGUCGGGGGAAGAGGGGGUGGAGGACAUGGCCUGAACGUGUGUGGAGAAUGCAGCAGCGGCGGUGGCGGCAGCAGCAGUGGCGGCGUCGGCGGCACGUUGGGAGUUCUUGGUUUGGCGUGGUGGCAUGUGGAGAUGGGGGGAGACAAUCCCUUAUAAAUUCAAAAAUAAAUGUAUAAAUAAAGAUAAUUGCCAAGA
Chara braunii is the source of this 1052-nucleotide messenger RNA. Lineage: Eukaryota; Viridiplantae; Streptophyta; Charophyceae; Charales; Characeae. The record is from the annotation of a GenBank genome assembly.